Molecule: messenger RNA, 2265 nt
Organism: Abrus precatorius (Indian licorice)
Lineage: Eukaryota; Viridiplantae; Streptophyta; Magnoliopsida; Fabales; Fabaceae
Product: protein CDC73 homolog
Exons: 3
Coding region: 67-1200 (377 amino acids)
Biological process (GO): positive regulation of transcription elongation by RNA polymerase II; transcription elongation by RNA polymerase II
Cellular component (GO): Cdc73/Paf1 complex
Molecular function (GO): RNA polymerase II complex binding
Source: RefSeq, a predicted model, not a curated record
AUACAUGUAUAGAAGGUGCAACUUUUCCUUAGUGCAGGGGGUGUACUAUCGAUCGAUCGGAACAGGAUGGAUCCGCUGUCGGCGCUAAGAGAGUUCACGAUGAGAGGGGAGGUGGAGAAGAUAGUGCGAGUGAACGGCGAGUUGAGAUUCGGGGAGGAGUACACAUUCCCAUGCUCGGUGGAAACGGCAUACCGUUCAACGAAGGGGAAUCGGUACACACUGGAAACCCUAGUCCACUACAUUAAGAACCACCACCUCAAGCACACUGAGUAUUUCCAGAACACCAUCGCCCUCGGCAUCCCCUCCGUUACCCUCCCCGACCGCAAACCCCUCCUCCAAUACCUUCAGGGCAUCCUCUCCUCCACCGAUUCCAUCGAGUACCGCCCCGAAGACCCUUCCUUCGCCCCCAAUCAUCCCCUUUCCGAUGACCACCUUCACAAAUUGGAUGACUUCGACUUCAUCUCCAUGAUCAAGGCCGCUGAGAGGCCCUUGAAAGAUCGCCAGUCCCUCCUCGAGUGCAAGAGUCGUGACUUCUACAGCGUCCUCGUUGCUGCCACCAAGCGCGAAGAGGAGCGCCAGAGGCUCGACUCCCAGCAGAGGAAGGAUGGCCUCGUUGCCAAAAGUCGCUUGAUGGGUGCCGAUGACGACUUGGGCUAUGACCCCGCUCCCAAGCCCAAGAUGCACUUCAAGGGUUCCAAAAUUGGGGAAGGUGUCCCCAUUAUCUUAGUUCCCAGUGCCUUUCAGACCCUCAUCACUAUCUAUAAUGUUAAGGAAUUCUUGGAGGACGGUGUUUACAUUCCCACUGAUGUCAAGGUCAAGCAGAUGAAAGGUGCCAGGCCCGAUUGCGUCACUGUUCAGAAGAAGCUCAGCAGAGAUAGGGUUGUUACCGCUUAUGAAGUCAGGGAUAAGCCUUCUUCCCUCAAACCUGAGGACUGGGAUCGUGUCGUUGCUGUCUUCGUAUUGGGCAAGGAGUGGCAGUUUAAGGAUUGGCCUUUCAAAGACCACGUUGAAAUUUUCAACAAAAUUAUUGGAUUUUACAUGCGUUUCGAAGAUGAUAGUUUGGAGUCGGCGAAGAAUGUGAAGCAGUGGAAUGUAAAGAUUAUUUCUAUUAGUAAGAACAAGCGACAUCAAGACAGGGCUGCAGCGUUAGAGGUGUGGGACAGACUAGAAGAAUUUGUACGCUCACGGUCACAUUCUUGAUUUGCAUCAGAUAGAGUUCACUGUUAUUACAUUUUUUCCUGUCUUGAUGUUUUGUCAGAUGAUAUGAUAAAUAUUUCCAUUAAUAUAUGAUGUAAAAUUAGUCUCGUCCUUUAAUUGAUACACUUUGUUAAUUGUUAGUGCUAACAACAAUAAUAGGCUAUUGCUCCACAUAAUGGAUGGAAAUGUUUACCAUGGUACCAAACUUUUAAAGCUAAAUAACUCAAAAUUUAAUUUUUGUCCAUAUAUAAGAUCAAUUUUUGUUCUGCAUUUGGAACAUUUAGCUUUCCUUGAACUUUUAUCGUUCAUCAGGAAUUGCUAUAUGUAAAGAUCGAGUUGAGUAGUUCGAGCUUUUUUUUUUGUUAUUCUUGUCUUACUUUCAAGUUGGAGAGAAGUUAUCUCUGUCUCAUGUAGUUUGAGAGAGCUAUUCAAAUGUGGCUGUACCUACCUUUUGUGUUUCCUCAAUUAUGCAGUUUUUGGCGCUCUAUUUCUUUAUUCUUCUGUUCAGCUUUGUAUCUAUAUGGAUGUUAUGCUAGCCUGCCACUGCUUCAGGUUCCCAUAGACAUAGUUAAAGCCUGUGUAUUACAGAACUUUGAACUUGAAUCCACGGGCCUUCUUUUUAUGAGGAUUAUUGUGUAAAUGAGCUUUUAUUUUCUUUCUCUUAGCUCUUCUAUGGCUAAGGAAAAUAAAGACAAUAUUUUCAUUUGCAUGUCUAAGAAAACAGUAGAAAAUAAACGAAGAAGUUCCAAAGCCCUCUAAAUGAAAGCUCGAGUCCAUCAAAGCUUAGUGACAUUAUUCAUGAUACAUUCAAGGUGGAGAUUACCAUUAGAUGUUAGUUACCAUAGACUGUAGCUACUGCUACCUGAAGAUAUUUGUUUUGGUAUCUCAUACAAAUACUUAAAUGAAGAAAUUUUUGGAUUCAAAUGAAGGCAACACAUUUAAUUCCCUUAGACUAGUGGUUUCUUGGCCUUUUAGCAAAUCUUUCAUUGUUUCAACGAUGCUUAUAGGGAAAUGCUAACCAGUGUAUUAGUAAGUGUUAUUCAUACUUUUAUAACAUGAUUUUCUAUG